AUGACAGCUAGGUCAAAUGAGCUUCUUUCUUGGAGUUUGGCGGAAAGGGCCUUUUGUGCCGAAAAUAUUUUGGUAACUGUGUCGCCAAACUUUUCGUUUGGCAUUUUGUCGCUGAUGUGCGGUGAUUUUGGCCCGUUCAUUCCCUCCAAAUUCAUCAAAGUCCCUUUAUGGGUGGCCAUUAGUCUGAAAAAGAGCUUUCAUUGCAAGAUAAUUUGUCCGGAGUGGAUGGAGAUGGAAGCUCUUGAACAGUGCUUGAAAGACGAAAAGGAAUUUGAGGAUACAUUUUACUCGCUUCCGUUUUAUUGGCAGGAAAUAUCAUCCUCAAUACUCUCUUGUGCUCCGAAUGAUUUGAACGAUUUUGAGCAAACCAGGGAGUUACUGCAGCAAAUAAAAGAAGCGCGUUCCAAAAAACUCGAUGCCGGUCUAAAGGAAAUGGACUCUCGCCCAUUAUCCCUGAAAAAUAUUGGGUGCACUGAGCUCAAUCGAAUAAAGCCCUAUUUAAUUGCAACUGCAAACCAGCUUACGCAAUUUUCACAGGGGCUUCAAGCAGCUCAACAUGCGAGGUCGCCGUCUACAUGA
Messenger RNA from Mitosporidium daphniae, 579 nucleotides. Its product is annotated as DNA replication complex GINS protein Psf2. NCBI's taxonomy places the organism in Eukaryota, Fungi, Microsporidia. The transcript has a single exon. The coding region runs from base 1 to 579 and encodes 192 amino acids. Gene Ontology annotation, biological process: double-strand break repair via break-induced replication; DNA replication. Gene Ontology annotation, cellular component: nucleus; GINS complex. The record is from RefSeq and is a predicted model, not a curated record.